This is a messenger RNA of Exophiala xenobiotica, 2143 nucleotides long. RefSeq lists its product as uncharacterized. The record is from RefSeq and is a predicted model, not a curated record. Gene Ontology annotation, molecular function: nucleobase transmembrane transporter activity. Gene Ontology annotation, cellular component: plasma membrane. The transcript is spliced from 2 exons. Bases 392 to 2062 code for a protein of 556 amino acids. Gene Ontology annotation, biological process: transmembrane transport; nucleobase transport. NCBI's taxonomy places the organism in Eukaryota, Fungi, Ascomycota, Eurotiomycetes, Chaetothyriales, Herpotrichiellaceae.
GGUGCUGUAUUCGAAGGCUUGUGGCCGACAGUCUCGUCCCGGGCGUCGAGGCCUGGCUCCGCAGGGUCUAGUUCAGGAAUCCUAUCUCAUCAGAUGGCUAUACAGACUGUCUCUGCAGACGGCUUAUCAUUGCUCUCAGACACUUGACAAUCCAAGUGUUCCUCAAUCACGCAACCUUCGAGGGGAACACCUAUCUGGUGGCUUCUGCAUGCUUCUCGAGGAAAGCGUCGGACGUCUCCUUGAUUGCUGUCGAGUCAUAAGUUAACUAUAAGACUGGCACAGUCGUGGGGUCUUUCCCUUCCAGCGUCACUCAACAGUGAUUCAGUCUGGUACUCGCUCAUCAUCCUGCCAGGGUCCUCUCCGUUGUCGCCGCAUUCCGAACUCGAAGACGAUGAAGAUUCCCAAUUUCAGGCCACGCCCGUUCCAUCUCGCCCUCCAAGGCGAGGUCUCAAUCUGGAUCAACAAUGACAUCCGACCGCUGCCUCCUUCCCGCCGACUCUGGGACACCUGGGCAUAUCUGUCUUUCUGGGCCAUCAAUCAGAUCGCCCUCAGCAACUGGCAGAUCGGCGCCUCUCUAGUUGCCGUCGGCCUUUCUGUCUGGCAAACGAUGAUUGCUGUGAUCAUUGGAAAGAUAAUUAUUGCUGCAGUGGCGAUCUGCAAUGGCAUGGUCGGUGCAACCUGGCACAUUGGCUUCCCGGUUCUGUCGCGUGGUAUCUGGGGUGUUUGGGGUUCAUAUAUCAUCAUUGUCCAGCGCAUUGCCCUCAGCUUGACCUGGUUCUGCGUACAGUCAUGGACUGGAGGGAUUUGCGUCACGGCGGUACUGAGUUCAAUCUUCUCCUCCUUCCAGCAUAUGGAAAACACUCUGCCUGCGUCGUCAAACACCACUACCAAGUUGCUGGUUGGAUGGAUCGUUUACAACAUCAUUACCAUCCCAAUGCUCUACAUUCCUCCAGAGAAGACCCGCAAACUACUAUUCGCCAUGAACACCAUCUCCGUGGUCACCCUCGUCUCGAUGAUGAUCUAUGUUCUCUCCACUGCCCGUGGCGCAGGGCCAUUGCUCUCCGCGCCAGCCACGGCACGCUCAGGGAGUCAACUGGGCUGGGCCAUCGUCCAGGGUAUAACGACCGUCAUUGGAGGCAUCGCUGUGGGAUUGACAAACCAAACGGAUUAUUCACGCUUUGCCCGCAAACCUGGCGACCAGAUCUUCGGCCAGUGGUUCUCGAUCCUGACCCUGGGCACCAUCUUGCCCCUUUUUGGCUGCCUCACAAGCUCUGCAUCUAUUCAACUCUAUGGCGAAGCAUACUGGAACCCACCUGACCUCUUGCUUCGCUGGCUCGAUGACGACUACAACGCCAAAUCCCGCGCUGCGGCAUUCUUCGCUGGCUGUGGCCUGGUGGUCUGCCAGCUCGCGAUCAACACCAUCGACAACGCGUUUUCGGCUGGCAUGGAUUUGUCCGGUCUCUUCCCCAAGUACUUCAACAUCAGGAGGGGAUCCUAUCUUGCGCUCGUUUUGUCCAUCGCCAUGUGUCCUUGGGAACUGCUCGCCUCAGCUGGGACUUUCAUCAGUGUCAUGGGAGCCUACUCGGUCUUCCUAGGUCCAAUGUGUGGUAUCCAGAUCUGCGACUAUUUCCUUGUACGGUCGCGACGGAUGAAGCUGACCGAUCUCUACACACCCUCGCAAACGGGGAUAUAUUAUUACUUCCAUGGCGUGAACCCGCGGGCUUUCGCUGCAUGGGUCUGCGGCUGGGGUCCUCAACUGCCGGGCUUCGUCGCCAACGUCAAUCCCAGCGUGACGGUUCCGAAAGCAUGCACCGACAUGUUCUAUCUCGCGUUUCCCCUGGGUCUUGCCAUCAGCUUCACGCUCUAUUACGGACUCAACCGAGCAUUCCCGCCCAACGGACUAGGAGAGUACGACGACGUCGACUACUACGGCACUUUCACAAGCGACGAGGCCGCGAAGCUGGGCGUUUCCCUGCCGGAGGAGACGAUUGGGGAAGACAAAGUCAAGCAGCUUGGGUAUGCUGAGGACACAAAGGUUAUGGAUGAGAAGGUGACUGAGUAGUACUAGUACUAGUAGUAGAGAUAUAUGAAACUUUUCAAUUUAUUAUCUCUAGGCUCCGCACGAGGUAAUACUAGUAUCAGG